Meleagris gallopavo (turkey) is the source of this 4401-nucleotide messenger RNA. Lineage: Eukaryota; Metazoa; Chordata; Aves; Galliformes; Phasianidae. The record is from RefSeq and is a predicted model, not a curated record.
AUGGGUGUGCAACUUCUGCCCGUUGCCUGCCAGGGCGCUAUCCCAAGCGAAGGCACAGAACAGCCAGGAAGCAAGGAGAUGAGACAUCUAGAUGACGAUGGGUUGCCACAUGGAUUCUGUACGGUCACCUAUUCGUCCACGGAUAGGUUUGAGGGAAACUUUGUGCAUGGAGAAAAGAAUGGCCGUGGCAAGUUCUUCUUCUUUGACGGAAGCACCCUGGAAGGGUACUACGUUGACGAUGCCCUGCAGGGCCAGGGAAUCUACACGUACGAGGAUGGAGUGGUGCUUCACGGCACGUAUGUGGAUGGAGAGCUGAACGGCCCAGCCCAGGAGUACGACAGCGAUGGACGACUGAUAUUCAAAGGGCAGUAUAAGGACAACAUCCGACAUGGAGUUUGUUGGAUAUAUUACCCGGACGGAGGCAGCCUUGUAGGAGAAGUGAAUGAAGAAGGAGAGAUGACUGGAGAGAAGAUAGCCUACGUGUACCCUGAUGGAAGGACUGCAUAUUCCGGAAAGUUCAUAGAUGGAGAAAUGAUAGAAGCAAAACUGGCAACUCUGACAUCCUUAGAGGAUGGGAAACCUCAGUUUGAAGUAGUACCAGGCAGCCCGGUGUACAGUUUUGACAAAUCAACUUCAUCCUGCAUUUCUACAAAUGCUCUUCUUCCCGAUCCUUAUGAGUCAGAGAGGGUGUACGUUGACGUCUCUCUCAUUUCCUGUGCUGGAGAAGGAUUGUUUUCAAAAAUUGCGGCGGAAGCUCGUACCGUUAUGUCCUUCUACAAUGGAGUGAGAAUUACACACCAGGAGGUAGACAGCAGAGACUGGGCCCUCAAUGGGAAUACAAUAUCCCUGGACGAUGAAACAGUCAUAGAUGUGCCGGAGCCCUACAACCACGCCGCCAAGUACUGUGCCUCGCUGGGGCAUAAGGCCAACCAUUCUUUCACUCCGAAUUGCAUCUAUGACCCGUUUGUUCACCCUCGGUUCGGGCCCAUCAAGUGUAUCCGUACCAUCAGGGCUGUGGAGAAGGACGAAGAAUUGACAGUGGCCUACGGAUACGAUCACAACCCUGUGGGCCAGAACGGGCCGGAAGCACCCGAGUGGUACCAGCUGGAACUGAAAGCUUUCCAGGCUGCCCAGCAGAAGUGAAGCGGAGACUCCUCAGUUCAGCAAACUCAAAAAGCAACUUGGAUCUAUGCACUACCUUUGUACUGAAAACUGGACAACCAGGGAUUGUUCAUGCCGUUGCAUCAUAACUUUGCAUUCUGUGUUAAGAGAUAAGUUUCUUGCAUACUAACUAGGUUUGACUGUGUUACUCAUAGCAGAUUUAAAAUUAGCUAGCGUCGCACCAGUCUUAUCUGGAGAAAUUAUUUAAUAUUCUAUACGAGACGUGAUAUUCUUUGGUAGCUUCUGCUUUUGCACCAUAUGCAAAGAUGCCAAAAGACUAGACAGAAAACUAAAAUGGGUAUAUCGUUCACUUUUAGUCGGCAGACUUAGUGUUGCUCUCUAUCUGCCUAGGCAUUAUUGUGCAACUGCAUUUUGCAUAUAUGCCAUUUGUGAUGAUAACAGUAAUAUUUUGAUAUUCUCUAAUAGUAGCAUAAUUUUGCCUUUUUAAACCUUUGAUCUGAAUCUUGCAAUAGAGCAGUUUAUUAGCAUCUAGGAGGCUGGGUUUUAACUCCCCUUUCCUCUUGUCUGAACGUUGUUCUUUCUACGAAUCCUCUUUUGCAGGAGAAAAUCCUUUCUAACUAGUGGAAAGGCUUGUACGUGUACGUGAGAGUGCUAUGUGUCAGUCUCUGUGGCUCUCUAAGUAGUAUAGCGACGUGUCCAAGCCUAAUAUUUAUCUGGCCUCUGUGGCUGGCUUAUUUUAUUUAAUUUAUGAUCAUGACGCGCGAAUGAAGCUGUUCUUUGCACGAAGAUUAUCCGGAAGGAAAAACAGACUGGCUUUCUGAAGGACUUUGAGAAGUACGCCUUCUGGAAGGCAGGUACAUUAAUGGUGUUAGCGUCCAUGAGUCGGUUUGCGUAUUUCACCCGUUAGGGUGGCCAGUUCUCAAGGCAGAAAUGGGUUCUUUCGAAGGAAACGCGCGUAUCUGAGGGCAGGCUGCAGAACUCGGUCGAGGAGAGCUGUAUCAGUUGCGUGUGCAGUUGGCAAAGAAUAUAGCUGUCGUUCAGUAGCACUCAGAUAGCGAGUGAAUACGACCGGAGAUGCCAAACUGAGAUUUCUGUGAAAGCUGAGAAGAUUGAAAGGCAAACAACUGAAUGUAAAAACAUCUCUCGCUGUUCGUAUGUAGAAGCAGCAGUCAAUCCGUAGCUUUGUUACAGCCGGCGGCAAGGGUUUGUGAAUAUUUGUCUGUGUUCUGGGGUUUUUCGGGGAUAGGGGAGUUGUUCAUUUUGUUUGGAUGCUAUACCGGUCUUGCCUCAUGCAAGAGAGAAAUAGCAAUCACUUCAGUCUGGAUGCUGGAGCCCAUCUGGGACUGUGAUGUUCUCUUCUGGGUUUAGCAGCGACAAGUGAAAUGCGUUUGCAGCGCUUUCUCUAAGUGUUUGCAGUUUAAAAUGUUUGUAUAUAUGUAACAUAGAUGGCUUGGAAAUCAGACCCACCUUUCUAUUGCAGCGUUUGGUUGCUUGAAUGGUUGCAAGUGUCUGGCUGCCUCAGGAGCCAGGCGUUGGGCUGUCGGCAGAGGUGGAAGGAGGUUGCCAUGAGUGCUUUUGGAGACUCCUGACUUGUGGUAGGAAUUGUGCCCGCAGACCUCAAACCUGGAGCUCUGCUUAAUUCCUGCAACUGGCCACAAAGCUUUUUCAGCGCUUCUCUGUUGAAGCUUACACAAAAGCUACAGUCUGUGUGCUGGGGAGGGGUGCAGGCACUCCGCGGGCUUUUUGAUGCUUUUCCAGCAGCGAGUGGAGCGUGAGCUCCAACGCAGCCGGAGACUCGUGCCACAGCUCCGCUGCUGGUCGGUCCGAGGCAGCGGAGGCGAUGCCUCCAGGGCUCGGCUGAGCGUGCGGAGAGACAGAAUUGAGCCUCACAGGUGAGGGAGAAUUGUCAAAGGGCGGUUGGUGGCACAGCUUCAGCAAAUCGACCUCAGUGAGAAAUCUGUGUUUUUACUGUUGUUUUAAUUUCUUUUUCCCCGCCUCCCACAAGUUGUUGUUUAGGAUCGCGGCUGUUUCAGCUUAGCGCUGCGUUGAAGUGCGAGGAAGAGGAGAGGGACGUCGUGUGUGGCUGUAUGCGGCUGUGAGCAGAGGGCAACUCCUUCCACAGUAACCCGCUUUUCUUUUCAAUACUCUCCUCUGAAUUGCUCUCCUCUUAAUGCCAGCUAGGGAACUGUGCUUAAAACGUUGCGAUCUCUCGAGCUCCUUUGGCUUCUUUGCUGAUCGGUCUGACUCCUCUGCUGUCACCUCUUCACACAGUCCUGAUUGUUUUGAUAGAUUGGUCUGUCUUCCUAUUGUGUGACUAUAGAGAGAGGCAGAAGAGAGGGGUGCUCUUGGCACGUCGGGUUUGGAGGUAGCAUCAGUGGAUGCGUCGUGAAAUAGGGAAGUCCCAGGAAAAAAAAGUCUCUGUAUGUUCUCAAAAGCCACUGCUUUGGUGACCGCCAAGCAAACGCUCUUGCUCUUGCGUAUGCUUUCAGCCAGCUAGCAUGCUGCAGCUUUUGUCUGUGUCAGCUCCGCUGUCGUGCUCCUCUCCACUCUUGGUCCUCUUAUAGAUCCCUUCAUCAGCGUCAGACCUUGGAUAAAAGUUGUGGUUAUAAAGCCGCUUUGGCUCGAUUCAGGACCAAGCCCUUGGGUUCUCUGUGUUCUCUCUUUCUUUGCGGUCUGUUACAGUAGAGGUGGACGGGAUGGUUUGUACCACGGGGCGGCAAAAGGGCUCACGGCUGAGUGGGUCCCUCGGGGCUUUUCGGGAGGAGUGUCGUGGCAACCUCAGGUUGAAACACAGGUUAACUACACAACUCCGAGUGAUGCCUUAACUUGGUCAAUGUGCUUUGCAGCUCAGCUUCUGGGGCUCAUUGGAUAGCGAGACCAGCUUAGCAAAACUGCUUACCGAUAGUAUUGUGAGACCCACCACGGAGCUUGAUCUCAACUUGAAGCGGACUAAAUAGUUAUUUUGCAAAGCGAUUUGUUUCAGUUAUCGAGUAUCACUGACUAUCUGUGAAAACACAGUAAGAAAAGAAACUCUACUUCUUGGAGUCUGGCCCGGGUCCUGUUCGGUCGGAGCAGAAGCUGGAAGAAGAGCUCAUAGCUGUCAGCUGAUGCUGGAUGACCGGGAGGAUCACGGUGUACUCUUUAUGACUAGAGGAUAGCUUAAGAGAUUUUAUUACUGCUGCUUUUUUCAGGUACAGGUCAGUUCCCAACUUCUACCCUUAGUCUGCACACCUGCAGGUGGCUUCUGUACAAUUUGAGGGUUGUUACCCAAGUUCCUUU